AUGAACAUGGCGACCAUCAAGGCCAUCGAGGCCCGCUCAGUCCACCAAAUCCAAUCCGGCCAAGUCAUCACCGACCUCUGCUCCGUCGCGAAGGAGCUGGUCGAAAACAGUCUCGAUGCCGGGGCCACCUCCAUCGAGGUGCGCUUCAAGAACCACGGGCUCGAUCUCAUCGAAGUCCAGGAUAACGGCAGCGGGAUCGCGCCGGAGAAUUACGAGAGUUUGGCCCUGAAGCACCACACCUCGAAACUGGCGACCUUCACCGACCUGAACACGCUCCACACCUUCGGGUUCCGCGGCGAGGCGCUCUCGUCGCUGUGCGCGCUGUCCAGCUUCCACGUCGUGACGGCCCAGGCGCACCAGGCGCCCAAGGCGACGCGGCUGGACUUCGAGCCGUCCGGCCGCCUCCACAAAACGCAGCUCGUGGCCGGGCAGAAGGGCACGACCGCCGCGGUCGCGCACAUCUUCCGCGGCUUGCCGGUGCGGCGCCGCGAGCUGGAGAAGAAUCUCAAGCGCGAGUACGGCAAGGUCGUCAGCCUGCUGCAUGCGUACGCGUGCAUCAGCACCGGGGUGCGGUUCACCGUGCGCAAUACUACAGCCACUAAGGGUGGCGGCGGGGCGGGAAGGAAUGUCGUGGUGUUCAGCACGAACGGGAAUGCCACGACUAAGGCAAACCUGGCGAACGUGUAUGGGGCGAAGACGCUGGCGGCGUUGAUUCCGCUGGAGCUGGAGCUGGAUUUUGCCGGCAGCAUCAAGGUGCGCGGCCAUAUCUCCCGGCCCGUGGUCGGGGAGGGGCGCCAGACGCCCGAUCGCCAGAUGUUCUUCGUGAAUGCGCGGCCCUGUGGGCUGCCGCAGAUCGCGAAGGCGUUCAAUGAGGUCUACCGCUCGUUCAAUGUCGCGCAGUCGCCGUUCGUGUUCGCCGAUUUCGAGAUGGAUACGGCGGCGUAUGAUGUCAAUGUGUCGCCGGAUAAGCGGACGAUCUUGCUGCAUGAUGCGGGCCAGCUGAUUGAGUCGCUGAAGCGGGCGCUGGUGGAGUUGUUUGAGAGGGCGGAGCAGACGGUGCCGCAGGCGCAGGUGGCGGCGGGGAGGCAGUCGCGGCUGCAGGGUCUGGGGUCUGGUCGGGCGGGUGAUGCUGCUAAGGAUAGGGAGAAGGGGGAGGAGGAGGAGGAGGAGGAAGAUGGGGAUAAGACUCAAAUCAAGACGAAGGGUGCAGUGCACGCCAACGCUCAGGAUCGGAUGAAGAGCUUCCUGAGUGGACUGGGGGCUGGAGGAACUCGUGCCGAAGAGCCUGCUGAUCAUGCUUCGAAUGAAACACAAGACGCUGUGUCUGCAGCACCGAAGCCUCAGUCUGACCUGCCCGAGGAAGAGGAAGAAGAAGACAACGAGCUCUUCGUGCGGCAGGACAGCACGCCAGUCUCUCGCGAGAGGGCUCUUCCGCAGGACGAAGUCCCUGGUGGCUCUACACAGGACAUCCAGGCUGUCGCUCCAUUGAGCCCUCCCAUCCCCUCGACACAGGACUCAGAGAUCCCGGAAGAAACGCCGAGUAUUGUGCAGAACGCCUUCGACCGCAUGCGGCCCAGACGCAUGCCAGCCGAGAUCGCCACGAUCACCAUUGGUAACCGGACCGUCACCUCCGUGAUAGGAAGUGGUGUCCCGAGAAAGAGAUUUAGUGAUUCCACUGGGUCAAGUGGCUCUACCAGGAAGAGGCGGAUACACACGCCGUCCCGGCCGAGCAUUUUUGGCAAACAUAUGCGCGACUUUGCCGCCCCUGGGUCCCAGAUGGCGCAGGACGAGGGUGAGGGGGAUGAAGAGAUUGAGGACGAGUACUCUGACGAAGUCGAAGAAGAUCAAGACGAGAUGGAGGAGGAUGCUGAAGUUGACGAGAUGGAAGAAGAUGCCGAAGAAGACGAGAUGGAGGAAGAUGAUGCAGAGCAGAUGGAAGAGACCGGCUCUCAAGCUUCUGCGCACUCCGACCAUGAAAGUGAACACUCCGACGCCGGUGCUGAUGAAGCAGCCGACAAGGAAACCGCCACGCAACCUGCGCAAGAGCACAUGACCGAGGAAGAGAAGAAGCAGCAUGAAGAGGCCGAAGUGCAGCGGUUGAUCCAACAAGCGGAGGAGAAGGCCGCCCUCCCGCACAACAGCGAAAAGCGCGCCAUUAAAAUGAACAAGGGCGCCGCUCACCGCGACUCCACAGUCCAACUCGUGACCACCGUCGACGGCUCCCUAUCCAAGAUCCAGACCCGAUUCAACCAACUUCAAACCUGCCUUCGUCACGCAGCAGUCGACACUACACAAGACCCAACCGAGAUGGCUGGAUCCCGGGCGACUGCGGAAGAACGACUGUCCCUGACGGUCAGCAAGGAUGAUUUCGCGCAGAUGCGGAUCAUCGGACAGUUCAACCUAGGGUUCAUUCUGGCGACGCGGCCCCGCGCCGGCACGCACCAGGAUGAGCUGUUCAUCAUCGACCAGCACGCGUCGGAUGAGAAGUACAACUUCGAGCGCCUGCAGGCGGAGACGGUGGUGCAGAACCAGCGGCUGGUGCGGCCCAAGCCGCUGGACCUGACGGCGGUCGAGGAGGAGGUCGUGAUCGAGAACCAGGCGGCGCUAGAGAAGAACGGGUUCGUGGUGGAGGUGGACGACAGCGGGGACGAGCCCAUCGGCCGCCGCUGCCGGCUGGUGUCGUUGCCGCUGAGCAAGGAGGUGGUGUUCGGAGAGCGCGACCUGGAGGAGCUAAUCGUGCUGCUGUCGGAGAUGCCCGCGACGAGUGGGAGUGAGGAAGUGCCCCGCCCGACCAAGGUGCGGAAGAUGUUCGCCAUGCGGGCGUGUCGGUCGAGUAUCAUGAUCGGGAAGAACCUGACGACGAAGCAGAUGCAGCGGGUGGUGCGCAACAUGGGAACGAUCGACAAGCCGUGGAACUGUCCUCACGGGCGGCCUACGAUGCGGCAUCUGAUGAGUUUGGGGGAGUGGGAUGAAUGGGAUGAAUGGGGGAUGGGGGAGGAUGAGGGGCGAGAUCGGUUGGAUAUCUGGCGGGAGUAUUUUGAGGAGGAGGAGGAGGCUGAGGAUUAA
Aspergillus aculeatinus CBS 121060 is the source of this 3066-nucleotide messenger RNA. Its product is annotated as ATP-binding mismatch repair protein PMS1. The record is from RefSeq and is a predicted model, not a curated record. The coding region runs from base 1 to 3066 and encodes 1021 amino acids. Gene Ontology annotation, cellular component: MutLalpha complex. The transcript is spliced from 4 exons. Lineage: Eukaryota; Fungi; Ascomycota; Eurotiomycetes; Eurotiales; Aspergillaceae. Gene Ontology annotation, molecular function: ATP-dependent DNA damage sensor activity; ATP binding; mismatched DNA binding. Gene Ontology annotation, biological process: mismatch repair.